Molecule: messenger RNA, 5132 nt
Organism: Empidonax traillii (willow flycatcher)
Lineage: Eukaryota; Metazoa; Chordata; Aves; Passeriformes; Tyrannidae
Gene: RNF38
Product: ring finger protein 38
Exons: 12
Coding region: 87-1709 (540 amino acids)
Source: RefSeq, a predicted model, not a curated record
UCGCCGCCUCCACCUCCCCCUCGGCUGCCUGCCUUCUCCCGGCACUCCCGCGGACCCGCUCCCGCUCCGGCUUCCCGGGACUCGCCAUGAGCGGCGGUUCCGGUCGCCUGCCGCCGCCCGCCGCCUUCUGCCCGCCGCCGCCCCUCCACGGGCCGAGCUUGCCGGAGGCGGGAGCGCGGAGCCAGGGCCGGGGCAGCCCCGCCGGGCACGGCGCGCCCCGCGGCGCCCCGGGCGGCAGAGCUCCGCCACCAGGUAGUAUUGGUACAUCGUUUCAAUGCCAUUCAAUCCAUCAAGAUCACAUUUGUAAUGAUGACAGUGACAAGAGCGAAGACAGUCCUAGUCCCAAGCGGCAACGCCUUUCCCAUUCAGUCUUUGACUAUACAGCAGCAUCACCAGCCCCGUCACCACCAAUGCGACCAUGGGAGAUGACAUCAAAUAGGCAGCCUCCUUUGGCCCGGCCCAACCAACACCACUUCUCAGGGGAACGAUGCAACACACCUGCACGAAACAGGAGGAGUCCUCCUGUUCGACGUCAGAGAACAAGGAGAGAUCGUUUGUCUAGACAUAAUUCUGUUAGCCAGGAUGAAAACUAUCACCAUCUCUCCUAUGGACAGCAGCAAGCAAUAGAAGAGCCCCGAGCCUUUCGCCCACCGAAUGUAUCUCCUCGUAUGUUGCACCCAGCUGCUCACCCACCACAGCAGAAUGCAGUGAUGGUUGACAUUCAUGAUCAGAUCCAUCAGGGCACAGUUCCUGUUUCAUACACAGUGACGACUGUGGCUCCACAUGGGAUACCACUUUGCACAGGCCAGCACAUUCCAGCCUGCAGCGCUCAGCAGGUCCCAGGGUGUUCAGUGGUUUUCAGUGGCCAGCACCUUCCAGUUUGCAGUGUGCCUCCCCCAAUGCUUCAGGCGUGCUCAGUCCAGCACCUACCUGUACCAUAUGCAGCAUUUCCACCCCUCAUUUCUAGUGACCCAUUCCUUUUGCAUCCUCCUCAUUUAUCUACACACCACCCUCCUCACUUACCUCCUCCAGGACAAUUCGUUCCUUUCCAAGCUCAGCAGUCACGGUCGCCACUUCAAAGGAUAGAAAAUGACGUAGAAUUGCUUGGAGAACACCUUCCUGUAGGAGGUUUUACAUACCCUCCCUCAGCCCAUCCACCAACGUUGCCUCCCUCAGCUCCUCUUCAGUUCUUAACCCACGAUCCAUUACACCAGGAGGUGUCAUUCGGUGUACCUUACCCACCUUUUAUGCCUCGAAGACUCACAGGGCGCAGCAGAUACCGAUCACAGCAGCCAAUACCACCACACCCUUACCAUCCCAGCCUAUUACCUUAUGUGCUAUCAAUGCUCCCAGUGCCACCUGCAGUUGGACCAGCUUUCAGCUUUGAGUUGGAUGUGGAAGAUGGAGAGGUAGAAAACUAUGAGGCACUGCUGAAUUUGGCAGAACGUCUGGGAGAAGCCAAACCACGGGGAUUAACAAAAGCAGACAUUGAACAGCUUCCAUCCUACAGGUUCAACCCAAAUAAUCACCAGUCAGAGCAGACAUUAUGUGUGGUGUGCAUGUGUGACUUUGAGUCAAGGCAGCUACUUAGAGUCUUACCCUGUAACCAUGAGUUCCAUGCCAAGUGUGUUGAUAAAUGGCUGAAGGCAAAUCGUACCUGCCCGAUUUGUAGAGCUGAUGCCUCGGAAGUGCAUCGUGAUUCAGAAUGACCAACCUGGGAGCACAAAUCUGGUUUGGGUGUUUCUGGUCACAUGUAUAUAUGAACUCUCUAUUGAACUUACCCAUGUGGCUUCCAGCCUACCCUUUACACAAAAGGGUCAAUGGACCUUAUUUUGCACUGUGUGACUUAAUCAAUUAUAAAGCUUAUAACUAGUCUUCACAGUUACGGGAUUGUUAUACUAACAGUGUGAUUGGAACUCCAAAGAUUUUUUUUUUUUUUUUUAAUUUUUUUUUUAGCUUAAUUUUGUGUGUGCACUAACAUUCCCUGGGUUCUGUGUGAUCAUUCCGAGUAUUGCUGCGAGAUUACUGUGGAUGUGAUCUUUUAGCAUGUGCUUUUAUAGAAAAGAAAAAAGGAGGGAAAAAAAAAAAAAAAAAGUGGUAGCUCCAAACAAUAUAGCAAUCUACCUUAUAUAGAGCCUUCAGAUACUGUGAGUGGGGAUGAAUGGUGUGAGUGUGUGUGUGUUUGCCUGUGGCAGGAUGUGUGAAGAGUGCCUGUGGCUGAGUGUGCACGUGUGUUUGAGAACCUAUAUACCAGCAUGUACUGAGGACGUGUGUGUGUGUGUAGUAAUAAUUAUGCUGCAAUGUAUAAUCUUGUGUGUUAUUUAAACAGUACUAGUACUGUACACUGGUUCCUUUUCUUGUGUUUGCAGUUGCACACUGAAUGCAAUGGGUGCAGCAAUUACAGACAUUUAGUAUUUCCCCCCCAAUGUACUUACAGGUGUAAAGACCUUUCUACCUACUAUUCAAACAGCUGUUAAUGCUUCCCCUUCACUGGAGGCUUUAAGUGUGUACCACUAAAGAAUGCAGUGAUUCUUCAUACAUGAGUAACCUUGGGGGGUUUUAUCAUAUGUUACAAAGUCUGGAUUUUUAAAUGGCUGAUUUACAAGUUAUUUUAUCAAUGUAGAGUUGCAAUAUCGCAUUUAGCAAUAUUAACAUUUUCAAUUGCUGAUAUGAAUAUCAAUGCUUUUCUGUUUUCCUUUUAAAUUUUUCUAGCUGGGUUUGCCAGUUAUGUGCUUCUUCCGUGAAAGGAAGCAGAAAGGACACUGAGGGUCUUGUGGAACAGCUCUUAACUUCUGGCCAUUGUUCUUGCUAAGGUUAUCAUCUUUUAGCUUAUAUUACGUACACUUUUUGUCACAUACAAGGGAGUUUGUUUGUAACUAAAAUAACUUGUAAAAGGUUACAAUUUUAUUCCUGCAAGUUCAUGAAUAAAAGAUGAUUUUUAGCAUUUUCUCAGAGAAGUAGAAUUCUAUAUUUUUUUCAUUGUAUCAAAUGAGAAGGUAGGUUCUGAAUUUAGGUAGGUUCAGAAUUCAGUUGCCCUGAUGCUGCUUCUUGCCCUUCCUUAUUUAAUGAUGAGAAGGAUUUCCCUCCAUUUUUGCAAUCAGUUUUCCAGAGUGCUCCACUAUACAAGAAAAUUGGAACAGCUUCCAGAACAGUGCUGUGAAACAGAAGGGGAUAAAGUCUAUUCAAGUGCUCUGAAAAAUAUUUUACUUGGGCUGUUGAAAAAAAAAAAAUAGCUUUCUUUAUAAUAUUCACACUGUUGACAUCUCUGAUAUGCUUUAGCAAAAUAUUUAGGUCUGCAUACACCACAGUUAUUAAAAGGACGCACUUUUUGCAAUUAAAUUCUUUUUGUUAAUUCAGUGUUGUUACUUUGGUUGCAGCAGCACAAGUGGCACGAUUACCAGUAUUGCUACAACUUGCUGCCAGUCUCAGCUUUAAGUUAUUCUUUAUCAUUUCUUAUGCUUUUGUAUGCUGCUAUGCUUAAGUAUCAGUUACAGUUUCUAACAGUGUUAGAUGUUCUCCAUGCUGGUUUUCCUCUUUGAAGAUUCUACAGACCAGUCACAGCUCUUGGUGCAGCUAAAUAAAAGCACAAUUUUGCCCUUUUUCAGAUGCUUUUCUCUCUGUUUAGUUAUGCAGGUAGUUCUCAAAAGCAGUCAAGCUUUCAAUACCUAUCCAUAUUUAGGAACACUAAAUAAAAAAAAAAAAGCUGUUACAUCAACUUCAAAAUAAUAGAAUUUCUCUUCUAUGGAGUUAAAGGAUAGGCUUUUCACAAUAGCACCUAGCAGGUUAAAUUACAUGUAAUGAAAUUUAUUUUUUUAACAAAUAAAAUCAUGUUGUUUAGAAAGCAUAUGCCACACAUGUCUUACAAAACUUAGGCUCUUUUAUAUAACUGCAAAAGAAAAAAUUCUGUGUGUACAGAUUUAAACAUGACUAACACUACUGUGCUUAGUAUUCAGUUCGAAGCAUGGAAAGAGGGUACUUUUUCUAAACUUGAUGAAAGUAAACAAGACACAUUCUUCUGAAGCCAAGGAGAGGUAAUUGUCUUCUUUCUGGAACCGAAGAAAUGUCCCCUCUUCUGCCCACUAAAAUUCUGUGAGGCAGUGGGAGAUCUGGGAGAUGGAGGGGCUAAGCUGAUAAAAUGCUGAAAUUAAUUGUUGCACUGUAAUGGCUCAUCUCUUCUGGAAUGGUUCUUUGGUUCGCAUGGGACUCUUGCAGAUGAAUGUGGACUUGCUUCCCGUGGUUGGUGUACAAACAGCACACAUGCUUACGUUCUGGAUCAGCUCAAACAAGCCACAACCACAUCCUUGCUGUGGUGGCUGUCAAGAGAGGGGAUUCAUGUUCAGCUGUGAACUGCCAUAUGUUAUGCACAGCCUGCCAUGGUGCCUGACAAGCACCUGAAUUCAGCAACACUUUUUUAUGUUCGUUGCCUUUCUGCUAUCCACUGACUCUUUCUUCUCCAAAAAAAAAAAAAAAGAAAAAAAAAAAAUACAACCCAACCUCUAAUAUGUUUGCUUUAUCAUAUUGGCACUGCUGUGUUUUUUUGCAUAAACUGUCAAUUUAAUUUGACAUUUUAGUAGAUAUCAAGGCCUACAGAUAAUUCCAGUGUCUCAUUUUGUGGCUUUCUUUACAAAAAGAAGUAAGGCCAUGUGUUUUAUGUCGUUUUAUACAGGCUCUUGAAUGUGAGUUCACAGUCAUUAAUAUAUUGCAUAAUACUUGGGAUGAGAUUUACCAACUGUUUUAAUUGUAGAAAACAUUUUUGACUGAGUUAUCUCUGGGCCUUUGUAAAAGCUGUGGUUUUUUUCCUUUGGUACAUUGUUACCUCAUUUUGUUACUUGUGUUUCAGAUUUGCUAAUUAUUAUGAAAGCUUAUGGCUUUUGUUGGAAUCAUAUUUUGUUAAGUGUUUUCUUUAAAUCAUAUGCUAUUGUAUCAUUUAACAUGUAGUUUUAAAUGUAUUAUAAAUAUCUGUAACCAAAUCAUUUGAAGGCUUGAUAAGUUUUUAACAAAAUUUGUACAUUUUUUAUGAGAGUUACUAGUAAUGCUUUACUAGGUAGUGCAAUGAAUUUUUAUUUUUAAUCCCUGUGCCCAAUUUUGGAGUUGAGAGAGUUGUUCAGUAAUAAAUGUAUGAUGUACACUUA